AUGGCCUGGGAGAAUCAGACUUUCAACUCUGACUUCAUCCUCCUGGGAAUCUUCAAUCACAGCCCCUUGCACACUUUCCUCUUCACACUGGUCCUGGUCAUCUUCACAGUGGCCUGCAUGGGGAACACGGCCAUGGUUCUGCUCAUCUACCUGGACACCCAGCUGCACACACCCAUGUACUUUCUCCUCAGCCAACUCUCCCUCAUGGACCUCAUGCUCAUCUGCACCACUGUCCCCAAGAUGGCUGACAACUUCCUGUCUGACAGGAAGUCCAUCUCUCUGGCAGGCUGUGGGACACAGAUCUUCUUGUAUGUGUCCCUGCUUGGAGCUGAGUGUUUCCUGCUGGCUACAAUGGCCUAUGACCGCUAUGCUGCCAUUUGCCAGCCUUUAAGGUAUCCCAUCCUCAUGAGCCAGAAAAUCUGUGCCCUCAUGGCAGCCUCCUCUUGGAUUCUUGGCUCAAUAGAUGGAAUAAUUGUUAUUAUAGUUGCAAUGUCCUUCCCAUACUGUGGUGGCAGAGAAAUACCCCACUUUUUCUGUGAUGUCCCUGCCCUGCUCACUCUCUCUUGCAGAAACACCAAGACAUUUGAACAAAUAAUGUUUUCCUGCUGCGUAAUUAUGCUUGUCUUCCCUGUAGCUAUCAUCAUUGCUUCCUACACUCGUGUGAUCCUGGCUGUCCUCCGCAUGGGAUCUGGGGAGGGUCACCACAAAGCUUUUGCCACUUGCUCCUCCCACCUCAUGGUGGUGGGCAUGUACUAUGGAGCAGCCAUGUUCAUCUACAUGAGGCCCAUGUCCGAGCGGUCCCCCAUCAGGGACAAGAUGGUGUCUGCCUUCUACACCAUCCUCACACCCAUGCUGAAUCCCCUGAUCUACAGCCUGCGCAACAGAGAAAUCAGCAGGGCCUUCCUGAAGGUGCUAGGGAGGGGCAAAGCUGCAGAGCAAAUGGCCUAA
Messenger RNA from Chinchilla lanigera (long-tailed chinchilla), 948 nucleotides. RefSeq names its product olfactory receptor 2M3-like. NCBI's taxonomy places the organism in Eukaryota, Metazoa, Chordata, Mammalia, Rodentia, Chinchillidae. Gene Ontology annotation, molecular function: olfactory receptor activity; G protein-coupled receptor activity. The coding region runs from base 1 to 948 and encodes 315 amino acids. Gene Ontology annotation, biological process: G protein-coupled receptor signaling pathway. The transcript has a single exon. Gene Ontology annotation, cellular component: membrane. The record is from RefSeq and is a predicted model, not a curated record.